Messenger RNA from Lactuca virosa, 1722 nucleotides. NCBI's taxonomy places the organism in Eukaryota, Viridiplantae, Streptophyta, Magnoliopsida, Asterales, Asteraceae. The record is from the annotation of a GenBank genome assembly.
GAAAAAGCUUUACUUACUCUCUGAUUCGGUACUUCAUCGCCAUUAAACAAACACCUUAAACCAACCAACUCUCUCCUUCUUCUUCCUCCUUUUUAACUUCCUUCUUUUUACCACCAUCACUUUGUAUUCUGGCUCUCCCAACUAUGGAAGCUUUCAGCUUGCUAAGGUACUGGAGGAGUAAUGGCGGUGAUGGAAGCGCCAAUGCUAACGUAACAACUUCCGCUGCUUCACCCUCCGCCACCACCAUUGUUACAGCAGUCAGCACCCAAACCUCCGACACAGGAGAUGACGAAGACGACGAGAAUGAUCACGGACCGUUUUUUGACUUGGAGUUCAGUUUACCGGCGGAAGGAGGAGAUGAUGAGGAUACCAAAGACGGUGACACAGGAAACGGUGUCGAUUAUGGCGAGGAAGAGGAGGAUGAAGAAGAUGAAGAGGAAUCAGAUGAGAGGGAGUUGAAGUUCACGCUUUUGUCUGGUUCCAGUGGUGAUAGUACGAAUGAUGCGAAUGUUUCGGUUUCUCCCUCCGAUGAGUUGUUUUUCAACGGCGGUUUCGUUCCUGUUGACCAGACGACGGAGACUAAUUUAAAGCCACCGCAGCUUCGUGUUUCGUUGAUGAAAUCGGCGACGAAGCUUCGAGUUAUGAUGUUGAAGUUUAAGAAAUCGAAUGUUAAAUGGAGUGAAAGUUCGGAGGCCAACGCAUCUGGUUGUUCGAAUUCCAAGGAAGAAAAACAGACAACAGAUCAAACCGGAGAAGAUGAAGGUUCCGGCAAGUCGAUGACGGUGAAAUUUAAAGUGGAAGAAGUUCCGAUUGUGUCUUUGUUCAAGAGACAUAACAGUUCAAAGGCUCCAAAAAAGCGACAAAACGACGACGUGGUUUCUGAGGAGAAGAAAUUUUCAAAGGAAUCGAUGCAGAAGUAUCUGAGAAAAGUGAAACCUCUAUACGUUCGUGUUUCGAAGAAAUACGGCGAGAAGUUGAAGUUUUCCGGCCAACUAAACUUACCACGAGCAGCCAAGUCGAAUAUGGUAGCAUCGCCGGCGUUGGAAGAACAAAAACAGUCUCCUAAGAGAGAAAAGGAAUCGAUUCCAGAAGUUUCAGAACCACCGCUUCUGAUGAGCAACGCCAAAGGACUGAAACAAGGCAACUUACCGGCCGGACUUCGCGUUGUUUGCAAGCAUUUAGGAAAGAGCCGGUCCGCUUCUACGGCGGUGGUCGCCGCCGCACCUCCAGGAACAAUGUCGUCAAAACGUCGCGACGAUUCGUUACUACAACAACAGGAUGGGAUACAGAGCGCCAUUUUACACUGCAAGAGAUCAUUCAAAGCGUCCAGAGAUUCAGGGUCGGAUUGUUCAUCAAGUUUAUCAAGAUCAGGCAGCGAUCCGGCGGCGGCGUACGUUAAAAGCUCAAACAGUUCGUCGUCCGAUGCGGCGGAAUGUAAGGAGACGGUGGAAAUCAACGACAACAAAAGCAAAUGAGAUAAAUGAUCGUAGUCAAAAAGCGGAAAAAUCAUAUGGAUUUUUCAGGUUUUGAUGUUGAUUGUGAUAAAAACGAGGAAGAAUUGAAAUGAGUUUGCAAUAAUCAAUCGAGUAGAGAGGGCCAUAGUUGGUAAAUUAUGUAGUCAAUGGAAUGCCCCCACAGUAGUAAAUUAGACAUUAAUGGAGUCCUGUAAAGCUUCUGUAACAUCGUAUAAUAACUUACUUAAUAUUAUUAUUAUAUUUAUUA